This is a messenger RNA of Bubalus bubalis (water buffalo), 279 nucleotides long. Its product is annotated as 39S ribosomal protein L22, mitochondrial-like. Gene Ontology annotation, molecular function: structural constituent of ribosome. Lineage: Eukaryota; Metazoa; Chordata; Mammalia; Artiodactyla; Bovidae. Bases 1 to 279 code for a protein of 92 amino acids. The record is from RefSeq and is a predicted model, not a curated record. Gene Ontology annotation, cellular component: ribosome. Gene Ontology annotation, biological process: translation. The transcript has a single exon.
AUGUCCUUUGACCAGGCUUUGGCUCAACUGGAAUUCAGUGACCAAAAAACAGGGGCCCGAAUAAUGAAAGAGGUUCUCUUAAAAGCCCAAGAUAUAGCAGUGGGAGAUCACAAUGUGGAGUUCAGAUCCAACUUAUAUAUGGCUGAGUCCACUUCAGGGCAAGGCCAGUACUUGAUACACAUCGAUAUCACCAUGGGGGUGGCUUUGGGAUCAUGGGAUUAUUUUGUGAAGUUGGUGGAUGGCCCCUCACCUCCACAUGAGGCACCAAAGACAGUGUAA